Molecule: messenger RNA, 1837 nt
Organism: Quercus robur (English oak)
Lineage: Eukaryota; Viridiplantae; Streptophyta; Magnoliopsida; Fagales; Fagaceae
Product: uridylate kinase PUMPKIN, chloroplastic-like
Exons: 7
Coding region: 176-1618 (480 amino acids)
Biological process (GO): UDP biosynthetic process
Cellular component (GO): cytoplasm
Molecular function (GO): UMP kinase activity
Source: RefSeq, a predicted model, not a curated record
AGAAUUUGAAGAGAUGCAAAAAGUGUCAAAACCAAACAACAACAACGCACAACAAGAAGAAGUUAGACGGAACCGUUACGUGACGUGACGGCACAUCCCUCUAACACCUUUCAGAACCGUCUAAACGCUGCCGUCACUCCUUUUCCCCAAACCCUAACCGUCUCCUCCUCUAUCUAUGGCCUCUUCCGAUGACUUUCCUCUCAUCGACUCUUCUUCCUCCUCUCCCAACCUCCACGCGCACACGCGCCACGACGCUGCCGCGUACUACUCCACCGAAGCCCCAUUCAAUGACGCCGAAUCCGACCCGAACAACAGGCCCGGCGGGCCGCCCGGAGCCCCGACUCCGCCGAAGCGGACCGCCUCUCCUUACAACUACUACAAGAAGCACAAAUGCAGCAACUCGGGCGAGUCGGAGAACGAGUCGUACCGGAAGGACCGCGAGGAGUGGUCGGACACGGCGAUCGCGUGUCUGCUGGAGGCGUACACGGAGAAGUACAACGAGCUGAACCGCGGGAACCUUCGCGGGAGGGAUUGGGAGGAAGUGGCGGAGGCUGUGACUGAUCGGUGCGGCGGCGGCGGCGGUGAUAAGAGCAAGGCGACGUACAAGAGUGUGGAGCAGUGUAAGAACAAGAUCGAUAAUUUGAAGAAAAGGUACAAGAUGGAGCUGCAGAGAAUGAGCGCUGCUACGGGUAGUACCACCACCACGCACUCGCAUUGGCAUUGGUUCAAGAAGAUUGAGGCUAUCGUCGGAAAUUCCGGAACCGCCAACAAAGGCGGCGGUUCCGACGAGGACCGGUCGAUUUCUCACGCUAGAUCGCCUCGCCAAUCUAAGAGAUAUAUGUCGAGCAAUGCUGCCUUGACAAACAAUCUGAAAUCCAAACCGAUAUCAAAUUUAAAAUGGCGUAGAGUAGUGUUUAAAAUCAGUGGUACUGCAUUAGCUGGGAACUGCCAGAGUAUUGACCCCAAGGUGGCGAUGCAGGUUGCUAAGGAAGUUGCAUCUGCUUGCCGCAUUGGGGUGGAGGUGGCAAUUGUUGUUGGAGGUCGUAAUUUCUUUUGCGGAGACACAUGGGUAUCUGCUACUGGCUUAGAUAGACCUACAGCUUACCAAAUUGGUAUGAUGGCAACAGUUAUGAACUCUAUACUGCUCCAAUCAGCUCUAGAGAAGCUGGGCGUUCAGACACAUGUGCAAAGUGCAUUUGCUAUGCCAGAGAUUGCUGAACCGUAUAGCAGGCAACGGGCCAUCCGGCAUCUUGAGAAAGGAAGAGUUGUCAUAUUUGGCGGUGUUGGUGCUGGCACUGGAAAUCCACUCUUCACUACCGAUACAGCUGCAGCUCUGAGGGCUUCUGAGCUUAAUGCAGAUGCUGUUCUUAAAGGUACCAGUGUAAAUGGUGUCUAUGACUUUCAUUCUGGUAACAGCAAUGUGAUACUUGAUCACAUUUCCUAUCGCGAUGCUAUUUCUAGCACCAUAACCUCUAUGGACCUGAUGGCGAUAACAUACUGUGAAGAGAAUGGAAUUCCUGUUGUGGUUUUUAAUCUGCUUGAGCCUGGGAAUAUCUCGAGAGCAUUAUGCGGAGACCAAGUUGGCACUUUGAUUGAUCAGGCUGGAAGUAUUAGUUAAUGCAUUUGGAGCCAUAUCUAACCCAAUUCUUUUAAAGUCUAGUAUAAGUUAAUCUGUAAGUGUCAUUAGUCCUUGUUAGAAGUAUUUAAAUAGAAAAUUAGGAGCAAAUUAGGCCUCAUGGUGAUACCCUAAAGUUUUGUCCUUGUAGUUUUACAGUAUACUUUUUACUUCAUUUGUAUUAAUCGUUUCCUAAUACAACAUUGCCUGUAAAUUUUUCCA